AUGAUUAGUGAUGUGUCGGAUAUAAAAGAAGAGGAAUCAUAUUCUUCGAAAAACGAUGAAUAUAUUUCAGAAGAAAAAAAAGAAUCCUUAGCAGCUAGCCAUAAAAAUGACGAAAGGGAAGAAAAUGUAGAGGAAAAAGAAGUAAAAGAUGUCGACAAAAAACACUUGGAACUUAAAGAGAAAUUAAAAAUGUGGAAAAGUAGUGUUUCUAAACAAAAUGACAGUAUGAAUAAAAAUGAAAUUGUCCAACUAGCUAAAAUGAGUGAUAGAGAAAAAACUAGAGAAGAAAUUAAAAAAAGAUUAGAAAAAUAUAAAAGAGAACAUAAAAUUUAUGAUGGCGAUGAGUCGGAAGAUGAUGAAGGACAUGAUAAUAAAUAUUUCAAAAAUAAAAAUAAUUUGAUAUGUGAAUCGAAAAAUGAUGAAGGACAUGAUAAUAAAUAUUUCAAAAAAAAAAAAAAUAAGAAUAAUAAAAAAAGUACAAGUAAUAGCUAUUCAAAAAAUAAUAGUAUAAAAUAUAAUGAUAAAAAAUAUUAUCCAAGUAAAAGUAUGGAUAGUGACAAUAAUAGUCUUAAUAAUAAAAGAGGAUAUAGUCAUUACAAAAGAAAAGGAAAACAUUCAUCGAGUAAUAAUAGUUAUAUGGAUUACCAUAAGGAUAAAAGGAGAAAUAAUAUUAAUAGAAAAAGAAGAUCGUAUAGCUAUUCAUCGAGUUCUAGUUUGAAUGAAGAGAAGAAAAAAAAAAAAAAAAAGAGAAGUAAUAUUAUAAUUAAAGGUGAUAGUAAUAGUAUUCGUAAAAGUAAUAGUAAUAGUACUCGUAAAAGUAAUAGUAAUAGUACUCGUAAUAGUAUUCGUAAAAGUUAUAAUAGUAAUAAUAAGAAUCAUAGGAAGAGUCGCUCGUAUGAUUCGUAUAAUGAUAAUUCAUCUUAUAAAAGAAGUAAAUUAAAAAAAUCAUAUAAAUAUGAUAAGCAUACACAAUCUAAAUAUAAUAAUAAUAAUAAUAAUAAUAAUAAUGAUCGUCGUAAAUUUAAAUAUUAUCAUGAUGACGAUUUAAAUAAUAAACAGAUGAAAAAGCACAGUGAUCAUAUACAUCAUUAUAAUCAAAUAGAUAUAGAUAAAUAUUCAAAAUAUUUAUAUAACAAUAUAACAAAAGAAAGAAUCGAUAAAAAAUAUCAUAGAGUACCUUUAGGAUAUCAUACUACAAAAGAAUCAUGGAAUAAUUACACAAAUUGGUUACAAAAAAAAAAUGAUUAUAGAUUUAGUUUACCUUUUGAUGAAAAUAAAAUAUUUAGAAAGUCUAGUUCUCUAUCUCCAACAACGUGGGAAAAUUUUGUUAGUCUCUCCGAAGAGGAUGAAAAAGAGGUAAAAUCAGAAAAUGAAUCAAAACAUAGGGACAAAAAAGAAAAAAAGGAAAAACGAAAAAAUCAUCGCUCAUCAUCAGAUGAUUCUGAAUCCAUUUCCCUGUCGUGCACAUCUGAUGAAAAAAGUUCUAAUAAAAGUUCAAGUCGCAGUGUUGAAAAAGUCAAAAAAGAUAUAGAUAAAAAAAAAAAGCGUGAAGAAGAAAAAAAACAUAAACACAAACACAAACACAAACAUAAUGAAAAACGUAAAUCCAAAGACAAAGACAAAUACAAAGACAAAUACAAAGACAAAUACAAAGACAAAUACAAAGACAAAUCCAAAGAUAAAUCCAAAGACAAAUACAAAGACAAAUACAAAGAUAAAUCCAAAGACAAAUACAAAGACAAAUACAAAGAAAAAUCCAAAAACAAAUCCAAAGAUGAAUCCAAAGAUGAAUCCAAAGAUGAAUCCCAUAGAAAGAAGAAAAAAGAACAUAAAUCAAAAGAUAGAAGAAAGCAUAAAAAAAAAGAAAAGAAAAAGAAAGAAAAAGACAAAAAAAAUAAACAUCAUUCGGAAGAAUCGUCUUCAGAUACUUACAAUAGAAAUAAAACAAAAAACGAAUCUGAUGAAUCCUCAAAUGAAGAAGGAUCCUCUACUUCAGCAACAUCCUUAUCCUUUCUAUGCGAAGGAUAUGACUCAUUAGAUAAUAAUAAAUAUUUGAUAAAUAAUCAUAAAUUAAAAGAAGACGAAGAAGAAGAAAAAGAGGUUAAUAAUAAUAAAAAGUUAAUAAAGAAAAAUAAUAACCAUUUAAGUGACAUCAGUCAAAAUAGUAAAGAAGAUUCAAAUAAAUAUAAAGAGAAGAAGAAAAUAAAGGAAAAGGAAAAAAUUAAAAGAAAAGAAAAAAUAGAUGAUGAAGAAUAUACAGAAAAUAAUAUUGAUGAUAAAAAUUAUACAUAUAAUAGGGAUGACGAAAUAAAUGAUAUCGAAUCAGAUAAUUCAUCAGACAAUGAAAGUAUAGGUCCUAAACCAUUAGAUGUAAAUGUAAAGCUAGCUACAAAACAAAUAGAUUAUGGUGUUGCCAUGAUGCCUGGAGAAGGACAAGCAAUAGCUCAGUUUGUUCAAAAAGGUAAGAGAAUACCAAGAAGAGGAGAAGUUGGUUUAUCUGCUGAAGCUAUCGAAAAUUUUGAAAGCCUUGGUUACGUUAUGAGUGGUUCAAGGCAUAAAAGAAUGAACGCUAUUCGUAUGAGAAAAGAAAACCAAGUAUAUAGUGCAGAAGAACAAAGAGCAUUGGCUAUGUAUAAUUAUGAAGAGAGAGCCAAUAGAGAAAAUGCCUUGAUUAAUGAUUUAAAAGAAAUAUUAAGGAAACAAAAUGAAAGUAUAUUAUCAAAUGAGAAAAAUGAAUAA
Molecule: messenger RNA, 2739 nt
Organism: Plasmodium falciparum 3D7
Lineage: Eukaryota; Apicomplexa; Aconoidasida; Haemosporida; Plasmodiidae
Product: NKAP family protein
Molecular function (GO): chromatin binding
Source: RefSeq, a predicted model, not a curated record